Molecule: messenger RNA, 600 nt
Organism: Neurospora tetrasperma FGSC 2508
Lineage: Eukaryota; Fungi; Ascomycota; Sordariomycetes; Sordariales; Sordariaceae
Exons: 2
Coding region: 1-600 (199 amino acids)
Source: RefSeq, a predicted model, not a curated record
AUGCUGGACACCGAGUGGCGGUGCAACCACUGCGGACAUGAUCACGAGUACAUGGGCGACGAUCGGCGGGAGGAGAAGUAUGUUUAUAUCAUAGAGAGCACCUCUCAAGCAACCGAAGUCAAGGGAAGAAGAAAAAAAGAGGAGGAGGAGGAGGAGGAGGAGGAUAUUGUAGAAGGCAAGGAGGAGGAGGAGAAGAAGAAGAAGAAGAAGAAGAAAAAGGAGAAAAAGGAGAAAAAUAAGAAGGAGAAUGAAAAAGAACACAAAGGGGUCGUCGUUUCUUCGGAUGAUACGUAUCAUACACUUGACUAUGACGAGAAUGGGAACUGGGUGGUGCUUGCUGGGGAGCAGCUUGUUAGGUUUCAAGUUGAUGAUGGUGCCGGUCAACAAGUUUCUGGUUACCAUGAACAACACGGUGAGGGGAAUGGGAAGAAAAAGAGGAUAAGUGAUGGAGAAACGCAUGCACAAUUGAAGCAGCGGGCGCGAAAGGAUGAGCAGCAGCAGCAGCAUCAGCAGCAGCAGGUGGUGGAGGAGGGGGGAAUACAAUCCAGCCCUGGGUUGUUUGUUACUUUGGUACAGAAAGCUAGAGCUUACCGGGCUUAG